AUGACCAAGAUACACAAUUCGAUCGCCGAGAACGUCCUCGGCACGAUAGGCGCCAUCUUUUGGUCGCUGCAGCUUGUACCCCAGCUCUGGAAGUCGUACCACGAUGGCAAGACCGAAGGACUAUCUUCGGCUCUGUUGUUGAUCUGGUUCGCAUCGGGGAUCUUCCUCGGGGCCUACGCGCUCAUCAAAAACCUCGCGAUACCCCUUCUCAUCCAGUAAGGGUUUUCGCAGCAGUCUAGGGUCCGUCGACUACAACACCCAUUGACAAGCCUUCUUUCUGUCUGUAGACCCCAACUCUUUUCCUUUUUCACCGCCAUCGCAUGGGGUCAGACCCUCUACUACGACAACAACGUGUCCAAGUGGCGCUCCAUCGUGCUCGUCACCACUCUCUCGGUGCUCGGCGGAGCGUUGGAAGUGCUAUUCUACUUUCUCCCGAGGGUAGGUCACAACUCGGAGACCUAGGACUUACAACACCAGCUGACAUCGCACCUUUCGCCUCCCCUAGAUCGCUCACAACGACCGACCCACGACAGCAUGGGGCGUUCUGAGCGCAACAUUCAUCGUCCUCGGCCUCUUGCCCCAGUACAUUCUCAUCUUCCGAAUGGGCUAUGUCACGGGUAUAUCAUACCUUUUCCUCUGCGUCGACAUCACCGGUGGUGUCUUCUCGACCCUCGCUUUGGCUUUCAGCGAAGGCUCAUUCGAUGCGCUUGCUUCGGCUUCGGUGAGUUUGAUCUCUGACACUCGACUUCGGGAAUUACCGGCCAGGACACAGAGUGUUGAGAUGAGCACCCUCCAUAUCCAUUCAGUACAUCGCCGUCGUCGUACUGGAGAUCGGCAUAUUCAUCCUUGCCGCGAUCUUGAACCCCCGGCACCAGCGAAAGAUGGGUCUGAAGGGGGAAACCGAGUUCAAGUCCGAAACAUCGUCGACAGCUCGCGGUCUAGAAGAAUCAAAUAUAGGAGCCGGGGAUUUAAGUGCAGGGACUCAGGCUGUGAAUGAAGGAAGAUGA
Messenger RNA from Microbotryum saponariae, 1007 nucleotides. Lineage: Eukaryota; Fungi; Basidiomycota; Microbotryomycetes; Microbotryales; Microbotryaceae. The record is from the annotation of a GenBank genome assembly.